This is a messenger RNA of Penicillium taxi, 792 nucleotides long. Its product is annotated as fungal specific transcription factor domain-containing protein. Gene Ontology annotation, cellular component: nucleus. Gene Ontology annotation, biological process: DNA-templated transcription. The record is from RefSeq and is a predicted model, not a curated record. The transcript is spliced from 2 exons. Gene Ontology annotation, molecular function: zinc ion binding; DNA binding. Lineage: Eukaryota; Fungi; Ascomycota; Eurotiomycetes; Eurotiales; Aspergillaceae. Bases 1 to 792 code for a protein of 263 amino acids.
AUGGCAUUAAUUGUCUCCUCCACAGACUCUUCCGAUCUCUUGGGGCUUCAGGGGGGCCAUCGUGUCGAAGAUCUGACGCUCCACGUUGCCACUAAAUCCCUUAUAGCCCAGGCACAAGCACUACACGCAUCCACAACCCGCCUCAUUCAAGCUGGCGUGUUGUUAUCAGUUUACGAGUAUGCCCAUGGUCAUCCGGAGCAGGCUUUCGGGACGAUCGGAAGCUAUACGAGGAUGGCGUAUGCAGCCCAGCUACGAUCCAUUCCUGCUCUAACCAGAAAUGCUUCGCCGCAGACUGAUUGGACCAUAGAAGAAGAGGAAAUUAAUACCUGGUGGGGAAUCCGGAUAUUUGAGCGGUACUUAGCCAUUGUGGGUCAGCCAUUGGGCUCCGUGAUACCCGCCCAGGAUGAUUGUCUACCACUCGAACCCUCCAUUUUAGACCAGAUGAAUCAUGCGGUGGUGCUCGCAUCUCGCGUCGCGAUCCAUGCGCUGAACUCUCCCGGGGUUGGCGGCUUCAGGCGCAGCGCUCAGGCAGCAUGGCUCCUUGAUGGGGUGCUGCAGGAUCCAUCCAUGGCGGACCCGGACCAGAAACAGGCACAUAUAACUGAAUGUGAUCGAAAACUACAGUCCUUUCUAGCUGUUGUGAUGCAACAGCAUAGGGGCAACUAUAGAAUAUUCUGUGUUCCAAUCGCUCUAACGAGCCGGUCUGUUCCUCCCCAUGAUUCUGAUUUUAUCUCUCAAAGUAAUCGAUUUAAUCUGAUGGGAACGCGUAGUGCAUUGUUUUUUCUUCAUUGA